GGCGGUAAGAAAUUGAAAAUAGCAGAUGCGCGGGCUGCGUUUUUAGAGCUAAUGUCUGUGUAGCUCAAUUUAAGAGGCUCGAAUUUGCAGUUUUGUGUUUCAACUUGUAACGUUUCGCGGUUUUCUCAACUUUGUGAGUGUGCUAGACGGAGAAUAAACUCCAAAAGCUACAAUCUGCAAAGCUACAAUUCAGCCUGAUCUUCAUCUGAUUAGAUUAAACCUCCAGCUGUGUUCGGUUAACAGUGCAGUGCUUGCAGCUUUGUUGCAAUGAAUUCUGCCGAGACGAGGUUUGCCCACCUGUUACAACCUAUCCGGGAUCUCACAAAAAACUGGGAUGUUGAUCUUGCCACUCAACUUGGAGAGUACCUAGAGGAGCUGGACCAAAUGACUAUCUCAUUUGAUGGAGGCAAGACAAUGAUGAACUUUGCUGAAGCAGCACUUUUAAUUCAAGGCUCUACGUGUAUCUAUGGUAGAAAGGUUGAACUACUUCACAGUUUGGUGUUUCAAACUUUAGAUUGCAUCUCAAACAAAAACAGCAGACGGGAUAAACAAGGCACUUUAUCUGCAGAUGGUAUAACUGAUGGCACCACCACAGACAAAGAUACAGAUGACUGUGAGUUUGAUGUGGUGGGAGAAGGGCCAAGUACUCAAAGUGUGGAGAUGAAAUGUGAUCCAGCUGAACCAGUCAAGAUUGUUCGGCUCCCUCCUGAGUCUCUGAUUGCCGCAGAGGCACAUGAAAAGCAAAAGUAUCCACUUCUCAGUUUUAAAGGAGAGGUUCUUGGUAGCUGUAAAGAUUUUCGGAUCAAUAACUUCACUCAGGACUCGAUGGGAAUCAUGCGCCUGGGUCUGUGUUUCUCUUGUGUUCAAUUCCACAAAGACGCUUCAGGGCAGGGCAGGGCUAUUGCUGCUGUUGAUGAUUAUGAGGACGAUGAUGAUGGCCACAGUGGUGAGGAGCCUGGUCCUCUAAUAGACAACAGUAUGAAAGUGGAACCAGAGUCUGACAAUCAUAUCAAGAGACAUCAGGCUUCCUGUGUGCAGAGAAUGCUGCGUGAAAGGCCUAUUCCUGAAGAGACCAAGCAGUUACAGGAAACUGUGAAUUCUUGGGAAUGGCAUGAUCCCUAUGUAAAUAUAGGAGAAGAGAAACCUCUAAAAACAGGGAAAUGCUACAAUGUGCCUGCUGGCCUUGAUGAAUCAGGCAAAAGAAAAAGGAAAGGCACAUCAAAAAUACAGGACUUUGGGGGGUGGUGCACAGGUGCUUAUGGGAGCAUAGACCGCAAGCUUAAGAAUGGACCUUAUUAUCCUGAAUUCAACUACAUCUACUUGGACAAGAUGAGUCGGCGGCUUAAAUUAAAGAAGAUGAUUCUAAGAAAAAAGGGUGUGUACAUGUCUGAUGACAUGCUAAGAAGAACUUACCUGGAGCUGGAGAAUCAAGAGUUAAAAGACGAGGUGGUUCGACAUCCAGACUUGCAUGAUGAUGACUUUACAGAUCAUGACAUUGAGAAUUUAGUGGAAGAUCAUGCACCUGGAGACAUUAAUAAUGAGCAUGAGCCAACUUUCUCUGACAUACAGAUGGGCCGGAUUAGUUAUGAGGACUUGGUCAAAAAAAGUGUGGAGUUGUUCCUAGCCAACUCUCAGAAGUAUGCUCAGGAGACGGCUCUGUCUCGCAGGGUAAAGGAGUGGGAGGAAGAGAUCAACCCUCGGCUCUUGGCUCAGGAGGAUGGAGUGGUUUUUGACAUUCAUGACUAUGGGGACCAGAUCGUUUAUGCACUUGGUGCUGUAGGGACGAGGCGAUCAUUUGCAUCACUUGUCAAAGGCAUGGAAAACACAGAAGCCUGUAGAUACAUGCUGGCUUCUCUUCAGCUGGCCAAUGACUACACAGUAGAGAUCGAUAAGAGACCUGGACUUGACGAGAGCUUAGACACCAUUCACCUGACGUUACUGACCAAACAGAGGGCACAUGAACGUCUCAAAACCUACAGUGCCCCCUUGGAGAUUGACCUGCCCUGACCUUUUACAAGUCUUUAUCUUGGCUCACUUCCUGUGUAAGAUUAGAAUAACACAGCAAAAAGAUGUUUGUACAUGUCACUGAAACGACUUGGAUUAGAUUUGGGCCUUUUGUUUGAACUUAUUUAACCUGUAAUUAUAUUAAAGUGCAUACUAUUCCUA
This is a messenger RNA of Clarias gariepinus (North African catfish), 2166 nucleotides long. It is a transcript of the gene ncaph2, whose product is annotated as non-SMC condensin II complex, subunit H2. Lineage: Eukaryota; Metazoa; Chordata; Actinopteri; Siluriformes; Clariidae. Gene Ontology annotation, cellular component: nucleus; condensin complex. Gene Ontology annotation, molecular function: chromatin binding. The record is from RefSeq and is a predicted model, not a curated record. Gene Ontology annotation, biological process: meiotic chromosome condensation; mitotic sister chromatid separation. The coding region runs from base 268 to 2007 and encodes 579 amino acids. The transcript is spliced from 21 exons.